This is a messenger RNA of Fusarium sp. VM40, 567 nucleotides long. The record is from the annotation of a GenBank genome assembly. Lineage: Eukaryota; Fungi; Ascomycota; Sordariomycetes; Hypocreales; Nectriaceae.
AUGACAACGAUCACAGAAUCGGCGACCAGGCAACUGUUCUGGUAUUUUGUGAAGACACGCAACAGCACAACUCCAAGGAGUGCAGCAGAAGCCUUUCGGCGAUUCUAUCGCAGCCUGAGCCCACAACUCAACAACUUUCUUCCGAUGUUUUUCACUAUCGCACUGAAGCGCAUUCGCCCUCGCAGCGCAAGCGACAAAGAACGGCUUCUGAUGAUGAUGCAAGAAUGCAACACAGGCACAGCCGUCGAACCCAAUCCCAAAGAUCCAGUGCAUGGAUACAUCUCCUGGCUCACUGAAAAAGCUGCUCAAGUCCAAAAAAACAUCGAUAGCAUCCACAGCCUGGACGAUCAUUUGGAGACCCUAAAAGUAUUUGAGGCGACCUUUUUAACCCAGGAGGAGCACGAACAGAAACUUGAGACUCUUCAAGCUGAGAUGCACGCAAUCCAGCAAGACGAACAAGACAACAUCGCCAUCCGAAACUCCAUCCAGCCCAUCAUCCAGCGACGAGGCUCCAGUUGCGCUGAGGAGUGGCGCGCAGCCCUUGAGCGAUGCAACAAGUCUCUCUAA